Messenger RNA from Coregonus sp. 'balchen', 3665 nucleotides. Lineage: Eukaryota; Metazoa; Chordata; Actinopteri; Salmoniformes; Salmonidae. The record is from the annotation of a GenBank genome assembly.
GUCCUGGGUGGUACAGGGUACUCUCCAUGGACUCAGACUGUCAGCCUCACUAAAACUGUCAGCGGUGUUUAAAUUCCUUUGGACCUAUCCAGCAUGUCAAACGCGGACAGAGUUGUGUUAGCUCUCGGUGGGGCAGGAACAGUGGGUUCUGGAAUAGUUAAAGCACUCCUCGACAAAGGUAAGUUCGGAAUAGUUAAAGCACUCCUCGACAAAGGUAAGUUGUCCUUAUUGAGUUAGGGAGCAUAUGGAGACUUGAAACAAUUACACCUGCGUCAAGACAAUGCCCCCGCCCGCGAUUAAUGGGCCGGAUGAAAUUGUGCAACGUAAUUUAUAAUUUCCGGUGCGCAAAAUAUGUAGGAUAUAUGAAGAGGUCUACUAAAUCGUAUGCUGUGUGCGCCAUUUGACUCAUGGUCAUUGUUGGGUGGAUCAACAUGGCUCUGCUGGGAAGUAGUUGUUUUGUUUGUGUUUCUCAAGUAAUGUUGUUGGGUAAUAGAUGAAAAAGACUGAGUAAUUGAGACUGCCCGGGAAAAAAGGAUGAGGCUACCGUUCGUUGUCAAUGUGAAUUGUCACGGCGCAUAAAAUAACCGGCCUCUCCUUUACGCACAGACUUCAAGUUGUGAUUCUCCUAAAUGUCCAAAAACUUGAUGUUGUCUUGAGGUGUUUAAAUCCAACUAGCAGUUAACAUCGUGAGUAAUGUAAAUACAUUGUUGUAUUUUCGUCAAAACAGGCUUAGGCUAGGCUAUCUUCGUUUAAUGUUUUCACACAGGUUUCUCGGGAUGCGAUAGAUAAUAAAUGUAUGGUGGAUCGAAAUAUCACGACGAGUUGAUUGCUUGGUAUAGCCCUUUUCAUUUAUACCACACAGUCAUUCCUCAGGUGACAAGUUGCCUUAAGGGUCUUCAUCGCUUGUCAAGUGGACAUUCUGGUUUCUUGAACAUUGUAGUUUGUUGAAUAGUAUAAUAUAUUGUACAUGACUCUCUAAAAUGUUAUAUGAACUAGAUUUGGCAAUAAGCAAACUGCAGCAAAAUUACCCUUCUGUUUGCCACAGUCACAUUUGUGAAUGUCUGAUCGUGAGUGUGUACUGUCCAUGUUUCAAGGUUUCAAGGUGGCUGUCAUAUCCAGAGACAACAGCAGAUUAGAGAAACUCAGGGGGUUUGUUUCUCCCUCCACCCGAGACAACCUCACCACCCUAGUCGGGAAUGUUGGUAAGAGCACCCAUUCACACUCCUUGGCAGACAAUUUUACAUAGACAUAUUUUAGAAAUGAGAGUAUUGUUGAAGGUAUCCCAUAUCCCCAAAAAGUCGUGUAUGGAAACACCUCUCAAACUCUUUAUCUCAGGUUCAGAGGAGGGGGCAGAGGUGGUCAAGCAGUCCCUUCUGAAGUCUGUUGGCAAGGUCACAGACAUUGUGUCAUCUCUGGGGUUCAGCUGGUGGCAGGGUGGACCUCCACAUACCCAGACGCUGAAAGAACUACACUGGGUGAGUCUUCCACACACCUCACCGACUAAUCCAUGAUCCAGAGUUGAUAUCAUCCCCAUGAGCUUUUAAGCUGCUAUGAUUUCAUUGUUUUAAAUCUGCACUCCACAACCUUCCUCUCUUUUCUGUCAGUUCCACAUCUAUUUCGAUUUCCCUCUCGUCUUGAAUUCUUCCUCUCUCUCACUACUUUGUUCUCUGUAUUAAUCUAUUUUAAUACUUCUCAUCCACCCAUAGGUGAUUGAGACAUUGCUGUUCAGCACCUUUGUAUCAUGGAAGGUUUUCUUUCCACUGGUGAGAGACGACCCCAACUGCACCUACACCUUUAUCACAGGUGAGUCUCCCACCUUGGCUCCUCCCUACAUCCCAGCCAGUAGUAGUCCUUCUGAGUGUUCUGUGAAAGUGGUUGGACCAUUUGAGUGACAUCGGCAACACCUGUUAGUGCGCAUGUCUUGAGGAACAACUUUCUUCCCCGCUUGAUAACACACGAUUUUGUCCAUGCACAUUACGCAGAGUAUGGCUUUGGGGUUUUUGGGCAGUGAUGUGUGCUGUGCCGCAGGUGGUGCUGGGGAGAAGCUGUUGAUGCCAGGUACAGGGUUCCUGACUGUUGGCGCCGCCAGCACCCUGGCAUUCUGUCAGGUACUACGAGAGGAGUACCCGGAAGUGCCCUGCAAACUCAACCAGGUGUGGCCAAGAUCUAUAACAUAAAACCCCCAUUGUUUGGUUAGAUAGUUAGCUAGGGUAUAUUAAGGAUCGUGCUAUCAGUUGCAGAAGUUGUCUCAAUCUGCCCAAAUAACAAUUGCCAGUAAAAGUUGUAUGCAACAUUGAUCCUGAAUACACCCUUCCCUUGUCUUGUUUGUUGGUUCAUAUACACAGAGUAUACAAAACUGCUCUUUCCAUGACAGACUGACCAGGUGAAUCCAGGUGAAAGCUAUGAUCCCUUAUUGAUGUCACUUGUUAAAUCCACUUCAAUCAGGAAGAUAAAGGGGAGGAGACAGGUUAAAGAAGGAUUUUUGAGACAAUUGAGACAUGGAUUGUGUAUGUGUGCCAUUCAGAGGGUGAAUGGGCAAAACAAAAUAUUUAAGUGCCUUUGAACAGGGUGUUGUAGUAGGUGCCAGGCUCACUGGUUUGUGUCAAGAACUGCAAAGCUGCUUGGGUUUUCAUGCUCAACAGUUUCCGUGUGUAUCAAGAAUGGUCCACCACCCAAAAGACAUCCAGCCAACUUGACACAACUGUGGGAAGCAUUGGAGUCAACAUGGGCCAGCAUCCCUGUGGAACACUUUCGACACCUUGUAGAGUCCAUGCCCCGAUGAAUUGAUGCUGUUCUGAGGGCAAAAGGUGGUGCAGCUCAAUAUUAGGUGUUCCUAAUGUUUUGUACACUCUGUACAGCAGAUUGGCUAUCAUUAACCAACAGUGGUGGAAAAAGUACCCAAUUGCCAUACUUGAGUAAAAGUCAAGAUACCUUAAUAGAAAAAGGACUUGUGAAAGUCACCCAGUAAAAUCUUACUUGAGUAAAAGUAUUUGGUUUUAAAUAUACUUAUACUUAAGUAUCAAAAGUAAAUGUAAUUGCUAAAAUAUACUUAAGUAUCAAAAUAAAAAAUUCCUUUAUAUUAAGAAAACCAGACAGCGCAAUUCUUUUACUUUUUUUAUUUACGGAUAGCCAGGGGCACACUCCAACUCUCAGACAUAAUUUACAAAUGAAGCAUUUGUGUUUAGUGAGUCCGCCAGAUCAGAGGCGUAGGGAUGACGAGGGAUGUUCUCUUGAGAAGUGCAUAAACUGGACACUUUUCCUGUCCUGCUAAAUGUAACGAAUACUUUUGGGUGUCAGAGAAAAUGUAUGUAGUAAAAAGCACAUUAUUUUCUUUAGGAAUGUUGUGUAGUAAAAGUUGUCAAAAAUAUAAAUAGUAAAGUACAGGUACCAAAAAAACUACUUAAAUAGUACUUUAAAGUAUUUUUACUUAAGUAAUUUACACCACUGUUAUCCAAUGCCAACUGGCUUCCAUUCACUUGCUCUCUCAGGUAAAGAUCAACACCGGUGUGGCCCUUCCAGAGCGCAUGGCUCCUGGUUACCUGAACCACCUGGACCUUGGUGAGGCUGUGGCCACGUUGGUGGAGAGAAAGAACACCACCCACACAGUGUUCCCUGUCAACUCCCCGGCAGACUUAAAAACCGUCAUUCUAGAGGGUAACCUUUAA